Molecule: messenger RNA, 651 nt
Organism: Macaca mulatta (Rhesus monkey)
Lineage: Eukaryota; Metazoa; Chordata; Mammalia; Primates; Cercopithecidae
Source: RefSeq, a predicted model, not a curated record
ACAGUGGACUGUUCCCUCCAAGUCUCCCUUUUCUACAGUUGAUAUAUUUGUAACUGGUACAAGAUGAAGGACAGCAGCUUUCCAUCCCUCGUUCAGAGCCCUGGUUCCCCAGGGUCCCGCGGGCUGAGCGGCUGGGGCUGGGGCUGCCCACGUGCGGCCUGUGCUGGCUCUGCCUGCCCCCGCAACACUGCGGUCACUGCCCCAAGAACUCAGCAGACCUACAGAAGAGAUUUACCAGUGGUUGAAGCACUGUCUUCACAGAUGUUCAGGGGCAGUGGGGGGCUCCAGGCACGGUCAAUGAAGGAAACAGUGCCUGUCCGCCUACCCUGCGUCUCAUUGUGGCGACCUGGCUGUCGCUGCUUUUUGUCCUCUGCCGUGUUUGCGUGGCCUCAGUGCCCUCUCUGCCCCAGCUAUUUCAAGGCGUUUGCUAAGUACCUGCUGUGUGUCAGUGGAGGCGGAACAGUCGAACAGCCGAGGGCGAGGGCCUGGCCGCAGGCCCCUGCCUUGCAGGCAGUGAGAUGCCCAGCAGCUCAUCAGAAUCCUGCCAGGUCAAGCUGCCACCAUAGCCCUUCUUCGACUGAAGACUGUGAGGCUGGAGGGGAAGCCCAUGUUCUGGCCCAUCAGUGCCUGCCCUGAGAAGGCUGCCACCCA